AUGUUUCGAAAUUUGUGGGGUCGAGAAUCUACAGAGAAGACAAUAGAGCUGAAAUUACCGGACCUCGGUGUGAGCAAAGCGGGCCAGAAGCUGACCGAGGCUGUUUCCGAAAGUUUCGUGCUACCAGGAUUCGGAUGGCUGCGAAAGACAAAGGUCGAGGCGCCUGACAUCAAGGUUGAACUCGGUGAAGGCGUCAUCGGAUCGGAGUCUCGGAAAUCGGAAGAGAAGAGCAGUGGACUCCUAGGGAAGUUGUUCAAGCGAUCGGAAUCCGCUCCAGAAACAACAAAGAAGAAGGAGACCGCCGACACAGGACUUCUGGAUGGCUUCUUCGGAAAGUUGGGCCCGUCGAAAGUGGAGAAAGUGAAAACCGAAAUAAGACUGCCUGAACUGCCUGAACCGAGUGAAAAGAGUGAAACAGUCGUCUCGCGACUCACCGAAGAGAAAACAGCCAUCCAAUCUGGCUGUACCAUAUGGAAGAAGAGAGUGUUGACCGCUCUUGGUGCCUUGGCAACAGUGGCCUUUGCAUUCGCUGUAAUGGGUAAAGUGUCCAAUCCUGCGUUGGUCCCAGAAAAGAAGAUGGAUCUGGAUAAAGCGAUGGGCCCAGGUGCUCCUUCCGGCGGCCUGAGCGGCGGGAAGUUGUCCGGGGGCGGAGUAAUCGGGAGCCUUGCGAGCGGAGCUCUGACGGGGGCUUUGAGCGGCGGUCUCGGAGGCGGGAAGAUUCUCGGGGGCAUCGGCGGUCUUGGUGUAGGGGCACUCUCCGGCGGCCUCGCAGGAAUCGGUGGCGGAAAACUUACUGGGGGUCUCAGCGGCGGAAAGCUAGCCGGUGCUCUGAGCGGUGGGAGAAUCACCGGCGAUCUCGGUCUUGAGAAACUCAGCGGUGGCCUCAAUAGCGGAACACUCACUGGCGGUAAACUCCCAGAUCUGAAACUCCCUGACGUCAAUCUGCCGGGCGAUAAAUUGAAUGCCGGGAAACUUGCUGGAGGUCUCGGUGCGCGUAAGCUCAAGGGUGGUUUAAGCGGUGGGAAACUCCCCGAUCUGAAAGUGCCUGGAGGACAGCUCCCCGAUCUGAAACUUCCGGCAGCGAAGCUCCCCGAACUGAAACUCCAAGGUGGUAAACUGCCCGACGGGAAGCUUCCCGACUUGGAGCUUUCAGGUGGGAAUCUUCCUGGUGGAGGACUUCCCGAUUUAAAGCUACCAGGUGGGAAACUUCCCGAUAUGAAACUGUCUGGAGGAAAGCUCCCCAGCGGGAAACUUCCUGAUUUGAAACUGCCAGAUGGAAAACUUCCCGAUUUGAAACUUUCUGGUGGGAAACUCGCCGGCGGGAAACUUCCUGAUUUGAAGCUCCCUGGGGGUCGGCUACCUAGCGGGAAACUGCCCAACUUGAAGCUACCUGGUGGUAAGCUCCCCGAUAUGAAGCUUUCCGGAGGGAAACUCACCGGUGGGAAACUCCCCGAUAUGAAGCUUCCAGGAGGGAAGCUCCCCGAUUUGAAACUUCCGGGGGUUAAACUCCCAAGCGGAAAUGUCCCCGAUUUGAAGCUACCCGGUGUUAAACUCCCCGAUACGAAACUCUCUGGAGGGAAGCUCCCUGGUGGAAAACUUCCGGAUUUGAAGCUCCCGGGUGGUAAACUCUCCGACAUGAAGCUUUCUGGCGGGAAACUCCCUGAUCUGAAGCUGCCAGAUGGGAAACUUCCCGAUGUGAAACUUUCCGGGGGGAAAGUCGCCGGCGGAAAACUCCCUGAUCUUAAGCUACCGAGUGGUAAACUUCCCGGUAUGAAACUCCCCGGCGGGAAACUAUCUAAUUUGAAACUGCCAGAUGGAAAGCUUCCCGAUGCUAAACUUUCUGGAGGGAAAGUCGCAGGCGGAAAACUUCCCGGCUUGAAUCUCCCUGAUGGCAAGCUAUCUAGCGGGAAGCUCCCCAAUUUGAAGCUCCCUAGUGGUAAGCUCCCCGAUACGAAACUCUCUGGAGGGAAGCUCCCUGGAGGAAAACUUCCUGAUUCGAAACUGCCAGGUGGUAAACUUCCCGAUGUGAAACUUUCUGGAGGGAAGUUCGCCGGCGGAGAACUUCCAGAUUCGAAGCUCUCUGGUGGGAAACUACCCGGCGGGGGACUCUCCGAUUUGAAACUUUCUGGUGGUAAGCUCUCCGGCGGGAAAAUUUCGGAUCUGAAGCUACCGAGUGGCAAGCUCCCCAAUGUGAAACUUCCGCGAGGCGAGCUCCCCGGCGGUAAACUACCCAACAUCGAAGUCUCUGGUGGUAAGCUCCCCAGCGGAAAACUUCCCGACUUGAAGCUACCUGGUGGGAAACUUCCCGACUUGAAGCUACCUGGUGGGAAACUUCCCGAUAUGAAGCUCUCUGGUGGUAAGCUCCCCAGCGGAAAACUCCCCGACUUGAAGUUACCGAAAGGGAAGCUUCCCGAAAUGAAGCUCUCUGGUGGUAAGCUUAUCAGCGGAAAACUCCCCGACUUGAAUUUACCGGGAGGGAAGCUUCCCGAUAUGAAACUCUCCGGUGAUAAGCUCCCCAGCGGAAAACUCCCCGACUUGAAAUUACCGAAAGGAAAGCUUCCCGAUGUGAAGCUGUCUGGUGGUAAGCUCCCUGGCGGAAAACUCCCCGACUUAAAGUUACCGGAGGGGAAGCUUCCCGAUAUGAAAUUCUCCGGUGGUAAGCUCCCCAGCGGGAAAUCACCCGACUUGAAAUUAGCAGGUGGGAAACUACCCAGCAUGAAGCUCUCUGGUGGUGAGCUCCCUAGCGGAAAACUCCCCGACUUGAAGUUACCGGGAAGGAAGCUUUCCGAUAUGGAACUCUCUGGCGGCAAGCUCCCCAGCGGGAAACUACCAGGCUUGAAGGUACCGGGCGUGAAGCUUCCCGACGGGAAGCUUGCCAGUGGUCUCGGGGCAGGGAAAGUCACCGGAAGCUUGAGCGGUGGGAAACUCGCUAGCGGAAAACCAAGCGAAGGGAAGCUCUCUAGCGGAGAUCUUAGCGGUGGAAAACUGUCGGGCCUUGGAGGCGGAAAAUUGAGUGGCGGCUUGAAAGGGGGCAAACUCUCCGAUGUGAAAGUUCCGGGUGAGAAGCUUCCCGACGUGAAACUUUCUGGAGGUAAACUUACCAGCGGGGAGCUCUCGGGUGGGAGACUCACCGGCGGGAAACUCCCCGAUGUCAAAGUCUCCGAGGGGAAGCUCUCAGGCGGGAAAAUCGGCGGUGGGAAAUUCACAGGGGGUCUCGGAGGCGGGAAGCUGACUGGCGGCUCAAAUUGGGGUGAACUUGGGAAAUCGAGCCGCGGAAAACUUGAGGGCGGCUCCGGCGGUGGGAAACUCUCCGACAGUGAGCUCAGCGGGGGCAUCGGGAGCCCGAAACUUGGAGGUGGUUCUACCGGUGGGAAAGUUCCGGGUGGGAAACUUAGCGGUGGUCUCGGCCGCCCGAAAUCAGACGGUGGAAUCGGCGACAAGAAAAAAAGCAGCGGCAAGCUCUCUGAUGGGAAUGGCUCCGGUGGUAAAAUCCCUGACGGCAAACUGAGCGGCGGUCUCGGUGGCGGGAAAGUGCCUGGAAAUCUCAGCGGUGGGAAACCUGGUGCUGGAAAAAUGCCGGGUAAACCCCCCGGUGGAGAUCUCCCGGGCCAGAAACUCCCUGGUGGGGAAGCCACAGGCGGAAUCAGCGAUGGGAAGCUCCCAGACGGAGGACUGAGCAGUGGAAAACUGACGGGGGGUUUGAGCGGCGGGAAGCUCAGCGGUGCUGCCAUGGCUUCGAAAGCUGCUUCUGGUUCUGCGAAAGACCCCAAAUUUCCGCCGAACUUCAGUGAUAGCAAGGAUUCGAAAGCAGGAAAAGGUCCCUCGGGGUCCAGCGACUCCAAGACAAUGGAAGACGAUCUGCCGAGAAAUGGGCCCGAAGGCUCUGAGAAUUUCAAUCGAGGGGAGAGUUCCCCGGGGCUCGGAAAUCCGAAGAGCUCAGGUGCAGGAAACAGUCCCUCCGUCCGCAAUCAACGCAAGAAUUCCAAAGGGGGAAAGGGUUCUUCAGGAUCCACUGAUCCCAAGAACUCCGCUGCAGGACACAGUCCCUCGAUACUCAAUCAUCGAUCCAGCGUUCCGAAUGCGGCAGAAGACUCUAAGCUGAAGGCAGGAUCUGGAUUUCGCCGGGAUCAUGGGGCAGAAAAUGCUCCCUCGGCGUCGAGUGAGACCAAGAAUCCAAGAGGCAGCAGGGGACCCCUGGGACACAAAGACCCGAAUUCGGCGAAAGACUCCGGCGGCAGUCCUGGCGACGGUGAGACCCCCGGUGGCGGUAGACCGAGUGGUGGAGGUCUCGGGAAACGUAAGCUCAACAACGGCCUUGGGAGCGGAAAAUUCAGCGGAGGCUUCGGCGUCGGGAGCGCCAGCGGCGCACAAGCCGGCGGCGGUGUCGAUGGCGGAAAACUGAGCGGCGAUUCCGAGGGUGGAGAAGUCAACGGUGGUUCCGGAGGUGGAAAACUAUCCGGCGCUUCCGGGGGCGGAAAGCUGCUCGGCGGUGGCGGAGUGAGGAAGAUCACCGGCGGCCUGGGUGGAGGAGAACUCAGUGGAGGCUUCAGCGGAGGCAAAGUCGCAGGCAGUGCCGAUGGAGGAGAAUCAAGUGGUGGUCUCGACGGAGGUGACUCCCUCCAGCAAAGUAAAGAAUCCCCAAUCGGCGGGGGAGCGCCUGGAGCACCGGGGAACACCGCAUUCGCGGAUGGUACCAUGAAAGGGACGGGUUCCAAGGCCUCGGGCGGCUGGUCGUUGGGAGGCUCCUGGCUAGCGAAGGCUUCUAAGCUGGCGAAGGAUGCUCUGGGCGAGAUAACUUUCAGAGAUCCGAGAGAAAUGAUAAAGGACCGAUUUAAAGCAAUGGUGGAUCCCACAGCAAGAGAUGAUUCUGGAUAA
Molecule: messenger RNA, 4875 nt
Organism: Galendromus occidentalis (western predatory mite)
Lineage: Eukaryota; Metazoa; Arthropoda; Arachnida; Mesostigmata; Phytoseiidae
Product: neuroblast differentiation-associated protein AHNAK-like
Exons: 4
Coding region: 1-4875 (1624 amino acids)
Source: RefSeq, a predicted model, not a curated record